AUGGAAUUCGAUAUUGGAAGUCUGGCAACAACGACGGGAAAGCCGCCAAAAAAUCUCCCUAUAUUAAUGGAAGAAACACCGGUUGGUCCAAACGAUCACCCCAUCCAAUACUCCUACACGUUCUCAUAUUUCGUGAGACCAACUGGAAAGUUUGACCCGGAAGAUUAUGCAAACUACGUGCAACCGGUUGGAAUCAUGAAGUCAGUGGAACAAUUCUGGAGUAUCAUGACGGGCAUCAAACCAGUAUGGGAAGAUCCGGCCAACUGUAAAGGAGGAAAAUGGAUCAUCCGUUUGAAGAAGGGAUUGUCUGCAAGGAUUUGGGAGAAUCUACUCAUGGCGAUAGUCGGAGAGCAGUUUUUGAUAGGGGAUGAGCUGUGUGGAGCGGUGUGUUCGAUUCGUAACCAAGAGGAUAUCAUUUCGUUAUGGAAUCGAAACGCCGACGAGACCCCAGUAACCAACCGAAUCCGCGACACCCUCCGAAGUGUUCUGGAACUCCCUCAAAACACGGUUCUCGAGUACAAACGACAUGAUGACUGCCUCAGGGAUCAGAGUUCAUAUCGCCACACCACCAAAAACAUUUGCAAAUGA
Messenger RNA from Caenorhabditis remanei, 588 nucleotides. RefSeq lists its product as uncharacterized. The transcript has 4 exons. Gene Ontology annotation, molecular function: translation initiation factor activity; RNA 7-methylguanosine cap binding. Gene Ontology annotation, biological process: translational initiation. The record is from RefSeq and is a predicted model, not a curated record. Gene Ontology annotation, cellular component: eukaryotic translation initiation factor 4F complex. NCBI's taxonomy places the organism in Eukaryota, Metazoa, Nematoda, Chromadorea, Rhabditida, Rhabditidae. The coding region runs from base 1 to 588 and encodes 195 amino acids.